Messenger RNA from Arctia plantaginis, 2076 nucleotides. The record is from the annotation of a GenBank genome assembly. NCBI's taxonomy places the organism in Eukaryota, Metazoa, Arthropoda, Insecta, Lepidoptera, Erebidae.
AUGGGAAAAGAAGAUGUGUCUACAAAAAAACGUCGUAAAAUUAAUACAACCACGUCAAGUGAAGCAUCUAAACAAGCACCGGUUGAUGUGUACACGCGAGUCGUCGAAUUUGAAGAAGCCGAAGCACAAUUACGGCCAGCAGAGAAGGAUGCCAGUUUGUUUAAAAAAAUUUGCCAAGACGUCAGGUAUUUGUUUGCUGAAAUAUCCGAACUGAAAGCUAAAGACACAGAUGAGGCCAGAGAAAAAAUUAAUACCAAAAGAAUAGAAGCAUCCUUGAAUUUAGUGGCUCUAAAAAAACUCAACCGUUUGGAAAAAGUACGCACAAGGGCUGGACGUGAUGCAUUACAUAAAGAAAAACAAAGAGUAGACUCAACACAUCUCCUUCUACAAAAUUUAUUGUAUGAAGCUGAUCAUCUCAAUAAAGAAGUUACCAAGUGUUUGCAGUUCAAAUCUAAAGAUGAAGAAAUUGAACUUGUACCACUUGAAGAUUUUUAUAAGGAUGCCCCAUCAGAAAUAUCAAGACCUGACCUGACAAAGAAUGAUGAACAUCAGCUCCAGCUAGCGAGACUUGAAUGGGAACUUAGACAGAGACGCGAAUUAUCUUCUGCGUGUCAUGAGCUCGUAGCUUCAAAAGAACGCGUUGCUGCUGCCAUAGCUGCUGCUCGUUCUCGUCUUGAUGCUUUGGUGCCAUACUUACGAAAUGUUCUUAAAUCAACUAAACCAUUACAAGAAUGUUUGGCCCUAAGACUUGAUGACAAAAGAGAUGAAGCCAGGGCUGCAUCACUGCUCCCAGCACCUCUAUUUCUCCUUUUUGCAAAUGUUAGUGCAUACUCAGAUGCUUUAGGCGCUGAAACUGUUACAGUAGGAAUCUCUGGUGACGAAGAUGAAGCCAGAAGACUGGAACAACUAAGUAAUGUUGACACUGAUCUUGUUGCAUCUAAUGAUUCAGACUCUGAACAAGAAAACAAUGAUGAUGAUCAGAGAGAAAAAAAGAAACGCCACCAUAGGACUGCUAAAGUGUCUAAAGAAGAAAAGGCUGAAGCUAAGAAAAAAGAGGUGUUGAAAAAACAUCCAUUAAGUGUUCAAGUAUCUGUAAAGGUAUCUGAUGGCACAGCUUUGAACUUGAUUUUUUCAAAUCUGCUACAUUUAAAGAUAGUUGUUGUUAAAUUCACAGUAUCUUUGCCAAAGCCAGUGGUUGGAGUAUCAGCAGCAGAUGUUUUAAAUGGACAUUGCAUUCUAAAUAAUCUAUAUCCUGGAGAUUCAGGCAAUGAUUCUCCACAUCCAGCCACCUCUUACUUGCUAAAGUCUGCAGGCAUAUCUGAAAGUUUUGACCACUUCAUUUCUGAAUUAGGGAAACCAUAUAUAUGGGCUCAAAGAAUGUGUGGCUUAGAUUUUAUGGCUACUAUUACAGAAGAUCAAAAGUUUGCUAAAAAUAUUCAGCCUUGUCCUAGUUUGAGUGUCAGUACUGUGGAAAAUUUCAUUUUAACAUUAAGGAAAAGAUUAAAAUCAAGAGUAGAACUAAUGAAGGAAUUGCAAGACUUAGAAUCAGGUAAGAUUCUGCCAGCCAAAGGAGAAGUGCCAUGUCCAGUACGAUUGUCUGGCUCCUUAACACAAUGGCAAUCGAUUGCUUGGCCAGAAUACAGCCAGUCCUCAUCAACUGCAUUUCUGAUCUCUGAGGGAUUAGUAAACACAAAUGAUAUGUUAUACAGAGCAAUUAUAACAAGACAGUCAGCAAAACUGGUUGCUCUAGUUGCAUUGCGAAGUGACUACCCUAAAAAGGCUCCAAUUUUUUCUCUCACUCUCCACUGGAAUGGAACCCAUCACGCAGGUAUAAAUGACGACAUCAGAGACAUUGAAAGAGUUAUUAACACUGAUCAGACAUCAGAAGAAAACAAAUCCCUUACACUUUCGGCAAAAAUAACAAAGUUGUUGACAUGUCUUGACAUACUCCUCGAGACCAGCGGGUCAUCCGAGUUUCCUCCAGACAAAGUCAUGUUGUGCCCAGUGCGUGGCCGUAAUCGCGUAAAGCCAUACAAGUUCUUGAAACAGGGUACUGGCGUGUUUGUACAGUAUUAA